Molecule: messenger RNA, 936 nt
Organism: Nycticebus coucang (slow loris)
Lineage: Eukaryota; Metazoa; Chordata; Mammalia; Primates; Lorisidae
Gene: BRK1
Product: BRICK1 subunit of SCAR/WAVE actin nucleating complex
Exons: 3
Coding region: 102-329 (75 amino acids)
Biological process (GO): actin filament organization; regulation of actin polymerization or depolymerization; cell motility
Cellular component (GO): SCAR complex
Molecular function (GO): protein-containing complex binding
Source: RefSeq, a predicted model, not a curated record
CGUGGGUGCCAAAGGAGAUGGGUGUGGGCUGGACGCGCAGGCGCACUGGCCGCCUGUAGGGCCAGGGCGCUUGCGCAGUCGCUCUUCCUCAGGCGGCAGCUAUGGCGGGGCAAGAGGAUCCGGUGCAGCGGGAGAUACACCAGGACUGGGCGAACCGGGAGUACAUCGAGAUUAUCACCAGCAGCAUCAAGAAAAUCGCGGAUUUUCUCAACUCGUUUGAUAUGUCUUGUCGUUCAAGACUUGCAACACUAAACGAGAAAUUGACAGCCCUUGAACGGAGAAUAGAAUACAUUGAAGCACGGGUGACAAAGGGUGAAACGCUCACCUAGAAGCAUGCCGUGCUGCUGCUGGGAAGUUGCUUGACAGAACACAGGCCACGUGGGAAAGGCCCCAGCAGCCUUCAGCUCCUUCCUCUCUCCUCGAAGAGCAACAGGGCUUAUUCUUGUUUUCUUUUUUCAAAAGUGUAGCCUUUGGGCUCUGCCAUAUGCAUCUGGGGGUGUGAUGUGCCUCACAGGGAGAAGUUCAGGGCAACUCUUGGCAUUUUACCUUUUCAGUAACAUUUUAUCAAACUACUUGUCAAUGUAUUUGAGGUGUUUGGGGCCAAAAUCCUGGAACUCUUUGUGAAGGUCCUCACCACAUCUCUUUCUUUGUCUCUCAGACUCUCUUUACCUCUCAUUGCCUCUGCACUGAAUCUAUAUACAGUCUUUUUCUCUUCCGCACCUUUGGUGGGAGGUGAGGGGUGGCAGCCUGGCUGAGGCACUCGUCCUCUGGCAGUGUGGCUGCCAGGGAAUGUUGUUGCUAACCCACCAGUUUCUUGUCAUUUGGGGGAGGUCAAGGCCAGGCCCUCACUUGGCUUGAAGGGACACUUCCAGAGCUUUCUUCCUGUCAGUGGAGGUGUCUGUGCCUCAUAUUCCCUUAAUAAACUCCUCGACUUAU